Messenger RNA from Closterium sp. Yama58-4, 216 nucleotides. NCBI's taxonomy places the organism in Eukaryota, Viridiplantae, Streptophyta, Zygnematophyceae, Desmidiales, Closteriaceae. The record is from the annotation of a GenBank genome assembly.
AUGUUGCCGAGAUGUCUUGUCCUAAGCUUCUCAGACCAGAGGCCUGUACUGCUCAUGUCGUCAGGCCCCAGGCUGUUAAGUAUGGAGGCGCUUUCUCUCCACCGUCAGACUUGGCGAAGCAUACUUGCCUUCGGUCGUGCAGUAGAGGAGAUGACGAUAUUGGUUCUGAACUUCUCGACAUUUUCCUAUCAAAAAGCGAUGGCGGUGGAAGCUUGA